Messenger RNA from Saprolegnia diclina VS20, 1004 nucleotides. RefSeq lists its product as hypothetical. Lineage: Eukaryota; Oomycota; Saprolegniomycetes; Saprolegniales; Saprolegniaceae. The record is from RefSeq and is a predicted model, not a curated record. The transcript has a single exon. Bases 35 to 913 code for a protein of 292 amino acids.
CGGUUGAGUUUGCUGUUGCACUUUCUAUUCUCCCAUGCACCUCCUGCAACCACCAUCGCUGCUGUCGCUGCCGACGGACGUUCGCGGCCACAUCUACGGCUUCCUCCUCAGCGCCCGCCUCGGCUUUCGGCCAUCCGCCUCGUCGUCGACGAACCCGCUCGCGUGGGUGGGGACGUGUCGCGCUAUGUACGACGAUGUCCAGGCGAUGGAGCUCACAGAGCUUGCGAUGGACUUUGCCACGACGCAGGCUUUUCUCGACACGAUGUCCCGUCUUCCGCAGCGACUGAUGCGUCAGCUCAAGAACGUUCGCAUGAUCGGGUACCUCCUGCCGCUCAACCCCGACACACAAGCCUUUGCGCACCCGGCCGACGCAAUCAAUUUUUUUCCAGCUCUCCAACUCGACUCGAUGGUCGUGGAAGAUUACUUCCACUCGCCCAAAAGUGCCUCGGAUGACUACCUCUCCCAUGAAAUGACGCGCCACCAAGUUUCGUACCUUCUCGCGACCGACGGCUGGAAGUCGCUGCAGUACGUGUCGUACUCGACUGGGUUUCUCUCGCUCGCGGGCGCCAGCCAAGUCGGCAUGUGGGACAAGUUCCUCAAGGACAUGUACGGCCAAGACGCGAGUGUGACCGUGUACGUGGCCAAGGAGGCACACGCCGCGCCGGACGCAUACCGCCUUCUCCGAAACGACCCAGCCCGCGUCCUCGACGACCUCACUGACUUUGAGCAUUGGGCACCCGAGAUGGCUCAGAAGGCGCCGAGCCGACCGCGCGAAGUCCGAUUGAUUGCGAAGCGCGGUGCCACAAAGCCGCUCGUGCAGACGUGCAAAACACUGGACAUUGCGAGCGAUGCCUUUCAGCAGCAAUACCUCUGGGCGACGACGAUCGCCGACGAUGCUCGCUCGGCCUACUAGAAGCCGUCUACGUUUCUUUCUAUUUAUCUUAACACACUACUCGUCAACGUAGUCUUAUUGUCUACUACUACUGUAGUAACGACGAAGUGAU